AUGGAGCUGAGUGGAACGCAAGACACUGGUCCGCGUAUUGACGAGCAUUUUGACCGCAUCCGUGCCAACCUGAUUCGCUGCGAGGAGUGCAAUGAGAACUUUUUCUUUGACUUUUGCGGCACCCCCGCUACUUUGUAA
Messenger RNA from Peronospora matthiolae, 138 nucleotides. The record is from the annotation of a GenBank genome assembly. NCBI's taxonomy places the organism in Eukaryota, Oomycota, Peronosporomycetes, Peronosporales, Peronosporaceae.